Molecule: messenger RNA, 2296 nt
Organism: Cladocopium goreaui
Lineage: Eukaryota; Dinophyceae; Suessiales; Symbiodiniaceae
Source: the annotation of a GenBank genome assembly
GGCGCCCAGCUUCGUUUUUCACACAGUGGGACGGUGGGACUGUCUGGGUUGCCAAUGGAGCCAUGCUCACCGGGCUCGCCAGUGACACCCCUGCGAAGCUUCAGAACAGGGAAGAGCUAUUUAGCUGAGAUGUGCAGUGCAAGAAUACUUGUACUAUGCCUCUUCUCAGCAUGUUGCAGUAUGGCAGUUGGCUAUCGUGCGGACAAUGAUCCAGAGUGGCGAAGGCUCUUCGAGGUCUGUGAAGUUGGAAGGUAUGGUCACAAGCGAUGUCACUCAAACCCUUGGCAAGCUUUGCUGGUGGGGAAUGUGCUUCUUCUUGCCACAGCCAUGAUGAUCAACGGCUAUCGAAGCCAUUAUGUCUUCUUAGGAGCUGUGACGUUCUUGGGCAGUACUGGGGUAAUCUCGACCGAACAAGCGCUGGCUGGUUUCUCCAGCCCCGGCAACAUCGCAUUUCAAGCUGUGCUUCUUCUGGUGGCAGGAAUUCAGGAUUCUGGUGUGCUGGAUCACAUCUUUUCCCGAUUGCUUGGAACAGAAGAAAAAGAUACCAAGGCUUUUCUGCGGGUGCAGCUGGUGACAGCUUUGUUAGGGGCAGUUGUCCAACAAACCACUGUUGUUGUUGCAGCCGCUCCAGCGUUGCAACGUUGGGCCCCGAGAGCCGGAUGGUCACCUCGCGAAGUGUUACUUCCUGUUUCGACAGUGGGUGCCGUGAGCCAAAACUUGAUGAUCGUAACUUCCACCGUAGCCCUGACCAUUUACCAAACAAUGCCAGAAGCAGAGCUGCAAAUGCUGGAUCCUGCGCUUGCGUGCAUUGCCCUGACACUGCUCACAAUUAUCUAUUGCAUUUUUCUUGCCAAACCACUCCUCAGCUCUGUUGGGAAAGAGACCCAUCUUGACAACAGAGAGCAUAUGAGGCAUCAACUCCACAACCGCUACUAUUUGUCCUUCCAGGUUGCGAAAGGAUCGUUUUUGAUCGACUCAACGGUCGCACAAGCUGGUUUACUUUCUAUGCCUGGCGCAGUCCUGGUCGACACAGACUUUCCCAUUGAUCAGCGAAUGAAAGCUGGCAACCUUUUGAACUUUGCAGCGACUGCAUCUGGGGUCGCGCAAAUCCGAAACAGAAGCCCAGGCCUUGUCCUGCAGGGCCUUGACCCCUUGGCAGUGCUAGGAGCCCAAAGGCACAGGCGCCGGCUGUUCGAGGUUGGAAUAGCUCCAGGGUCAUCGCUUAUUGGUUGCAAGCUGCCAAUCAUCUUCAACCAGGCCACAUGUCUUGCGGCUCGGCGACCGCAGCCUCACAACAUGGCAAGCCCUCCAAGCAGACGGCCUCGUCGAAGACAUUCGCAAGGCAGAGUGGAAUUCUUUUGGGAUGCCAAUGCCAACGAUGAUAUCAUCACCAUAGAAUUGGGAGAGUUCAGAGAAGCACUGAAUGUUGGAGACAUCCUGCUAGUGGAAGCUUUCCUUGAGUUUCCCGACCUGCCGGAGGUGGAAACAGACUUCAGCUUCGUCGCUUUGGUGCCUGAGUCUGCGCCUCCAAGACAUGGAAGGACCGUGGAUCAACGAAGAGGUUGGCUGGCCCUGCUUCUCCUUGGCAGUGUCAUCCUCUUUUCGCUGAUGGAAUUUGGAGACCUUGUUUUUCUCGGCCUAGCCGCCGUAACUUGCUGCGUUGUCUUCAAUGUCGUCCACCGAGAAUUGGUUUUGCAACGAUUAAACCUGCCCAUCUUUUUGACCAUUGCGGGUGGUCUUGGAGUUGGUCAGGCUAUCAAGGCAAGUGGUUUGGCGAAUGCCUGGGCCAAGAUGGUGGUAGCUGCUGGGCACCAUGUGGCAAUGGGCCACCCUAUCGGAGUCCUGAUGGCAUUGUCCUUCAUUACCUCGCUCCUCUCCAAUCUGAUGUCUCAUACAGCGACUGCAGCUCUGAUGGCCCCCAUUGCCAUGAAGGUCUGCGCAGCAGAGUCCAUGAAACUAAAGACCGCAGCAAUAGUGUUGAUGCUCUCUGCCAAUGCGUCCUUUGCAACCCCUUUUGCCACAUCAGCGAACAUCAUGAUCAAAGGCAUGGGCCCAUACGAAUUCCAUGACUACUUCAAAUUUGGUGCUCCAUUGCAGCUACUCUUCUUGUUUGCUAUUCCUGCGCUUUGCGCACUUCAAUUUGGCGUCACUGCUCCGUUUGAAGUUUGAGCACGCCCUAAUCCUUCCGUAGACAGCUGCAAGGCUGUAGGUCCACCUUGCGACUGGCAGGUAGCGGCGGUGAAUCACCACUGCAUGCUGCUUGCUGAUUCAUAGCCAACAGUAGAUGAAUGAAAAA